Messenger RNA from Manihot esculenta (cassava), 3423 nucleotides. Its product is annotated as growth-regulating factor 1. NCBI's taxonomy places the organism in Eukaryota, Viridiplantae, Streptophyta, Magnoliopsida, Malpighiales, Euphorbiaceae. Gene Ontology annotation, cellular component: nucleus. Gene Ontology annotation, biological process: developmental process; DNA-templated transcription; regulation of DNA-templated transcription. The transcript has 5 exons. Gene Ontology annotation, molecular function: ATP binding. The coding region runs from base 1993 to 3255 and encodes 420 amino acids. The record is from RefSeq and is a predicted model, not a curated record.
CGAGGGAUAGCCCUGGGCCGUGAGUGGUAACAGUGCCGUGCGAAAAGGGCCGGGCUGUUACAUUAUUGUUCUUCUUGGGAAAAUAAAUAUACAUCAUGAUUCUUUGUGUUCAAAUGAGAAAUUACUAAAUUACUAAAUUACUAAAUUACUAAUGUGUUUGGUGAAUAAUUCAUCAAUGGCAUGGCUAAAAGGAAAUAUUUGCGGAGAAUAUAGGUAGUUUUUUUUUUUUUUUUUUUUAAGGGUGUGGAUGAGGGAUGUCUUCUCUUACCAACAAGGGUGGCAUUUAUGAGGAUGUAAUAAAAGGGUUUGAAGAAAAAUUCAAGACUUUAAGUUGGAACUUUCUAUUGGUACGAUUAAUGAAGGGGACAUUACUUUCUUGAUCAACAGAUGCAGCGGUGUACAAAUUACCUGAAAAAUACUAUGCUCUUAGCUGAUAUUUUUUUACCAUUCCUUUUAACAGGAAUUUAGUUUUCAAGAUUAUAUAUGAAUUGGAAUUUCUUGGCCAUCUCUGGACCCUUGAAAUUUUUCUUUAGUAGGCAUGACUUCUUUCAGAAAAGCAAAAGGAAAAAAGCUUCAAUCUCCAAUCAAGAUUUUGAGCUGAUAAUGAAUCCUGAAGCUCGUGCUGAUGUUUUUAUGUUUUUGAUUGCCAUGAUUUCUGAAACAGGCAUGAGGCAUCUGCAAGGGAAAGGUGAAGGAAAAGACCCACUUGAGCCAAAUGUAAAAUUGGGAGAGCAGUGAGAAAUAAUGGAAAGGGGAAUUUAUUCAAGGAAAAUGUUUCUGCUGAUGUGGGGCUUUCGUAUCAAAAGAGGAUUGUUUGCAUGUGUAGGAGUCUGCCAGGGGAUAAACACACUGCUAAAUAGUAAUCCUCUACUGUGUACAACUCUCCUGCCACUGCCAAAUUUACAAUACAAGAAUAGUUCCCUUCCAGGGAAUUAAAUGCAACCCAACUAUAUCAAUGCCUUGUUCUCCCCAUUCCUAUUGCCCAGCAGUUCUAUUUGAUUUGCAAAUCCAAUCGAAAUUAACUCAAUUUCCCACAAUUCGAAAGCCGUUUUGAUUUUUUUUUUUUUUUACUGUUUCAAUUGGUAUUACUCAAAUACCCUCGACCAAAAAUUUCUGCUUAGAAGCUACAUGAUAAAAAUUAACAUCAUUGGAGUUUGGACUAAUAUCUAGAUUAACCGUUGGGUUACCCAAAAAGUUCCAAUUGCAGCGUCACAGAGAUUAGCUCAACUCACUAAAUUUGCCACCUUCCAUCCGUCCCUCGGUUUUAAAUUACAUGAAAAUUCAAUUUAAUGGAUUUUUUUAAUUAAUUCUUUUAUUUUGAUUGAAAUAAUUUAAUUUUUUUAAAUUUAAAAAAUCAAUUUAAAAGAAAUUAAAUUAUAAAAAGUUCCAUUUGUGUUGUAAUUGCUAUGCGUGACUGACUAUUCUGUGUUGAUAAAUAUAGAAUAUAUGUCCUGUGCUUAACACUUUAAUCCUGCUUUCACAGGUCAAAGAUCUAGGACUGCUUACCUCUCCAUAACUAUGGUUGGAGUUUCUGAUUAAUCCUAUGAUUUUUCUCAUCAUACUAAAAAGGUGGAUUAAGCUUCACACUGAUUAAGCAAAGAAAUGAAUGAUUAAGGAAUUGAAUCAUCUAAAUAAUGGGUAAAAUACUCCAAACAAACGACUAAUCACUCAGAAUUGAACCCUCGACCAAAGACGGUAGAACGGUGGAAACUAGCCAGGGUUCCAGUUGUAUGAGCAUGGCAAGGAUUCCUCAUUUACUCAAUUUCCCAGAUUGAAAAAGGUCAAAUAGUGAGUGGAGGGUCCUGGGGGCUUCAGGUCUGAGGUGAGGAAACAGAAAAAAGUAAAAGAGUUAGUAGCAGUAAAAGCUCAAAACCGUACAAUCUUCUCAGUGCAAGCAGCAGGCAUUGGCUUCAGCCACCAACUCCUCUUAAAUACUUUUCAUAUUUUCUUUCAUUUUUGACAGUCUUUUUAAUGCACUCUUCUCUUUAGUUUAUGGGUUUCCGUAGAAGUGUCAGAGACAACAGCUGCCACAGAGGCAGCUCAGCUGCAGCUACAGACGCAACAGAGAGGAUUUCUUCUUCUUCUUCUUCUUCUUCUAAGAUGAUGAGUGGGACAAACAAAUUUCCAUUCACUGCAUCACAGUGGCAAGAACUAGAACAUCAAGCACUAAUCUUCAAGUAUAUGGUCUCUGGCAUUCCCAUUCCAUCUGAUCUCCUCUUCACCAUAAAGAGAAGCUGCCUAGACUCUCCAUUCUCUUCAAAACUCUUUCCCCGUCAGAAUUCACAUGUUGGGUGGAGCUGUUUCCAGAUGGGUCUUGGGAGGAAAAUAGACCCAGAGCCAGGGAGAUGCAGGAGAACAGAUGGAAAGAAAUGGAGGUGCUCAAAAGAGGCAUACCCAGAUUCCAAGUACUGUGAGAGACACAUGCACAGAGGCAAAAAUCGUUCAAGAAAGCCUGUGGAAAUUGCAACACAAACAGCGACAGUGAACCCAUCAAUAACGCCAACAGUCUCAUCAAUCACCAAGAGCCACUCUACUCUAUCAACCCCACCUUCCCAUUCUCUUUCUUUAUUGUCAUCUGAGUCCCACCAAAAUCACCUUCAUCAAUCUGGCUACCAUUCCCAUCUCAACCAUCACUUUUUGUCUUCACAUGCUGCUUCAAGACCUCCAGGAAAUUUUCUUUCACCAGAUGAGAAAUCUACUCCAUUGCUUUUCAACUCUGGUGGUUCUUGUUCCCUGAGUAACACAGACUACAGAAACAAGAGUGCUUAUGGGCUGAAAGAGGAGGUUGAUGAGCAUGUUUUCUUCUCAGAACCCUCAGGUUCUAUGAGAAAUUUAUCUGGAUCAUCUUUGGAUAAUGCUUGGCAAUUCACUCCAUUAACAAUAAGCUCAUCCUCUACUUCAUCUUCUUCAAACCAGAGGAGUGUGUCUAAUUUACAUAAUGAGUAUGCUUACUUACAGCUUCAUAGCUUAAGUGAUCAUGGUGACCCAAAACAACAAAAGCAGUAUCAACAAAGUUAUCUUCUGGGAAGUGAUAUGAAAUGCGUUUUACCCACGAAAAUUGAGAAAGAAGAGCCACAAAAGACUGUCCAUCAUUUCUUUGACGAGUGGCCGCCAAAGAACAAAGCUUCAUGGCUUGGUUUGGAUGAUAAAUCACCAAAUAGCACAUCAGUAUCAACAACCAGACUCUCAAUCUCCAUUCCCUCCUCUUCUCAUGACUUCCCCAUAUUCAAUUCAAGAACACAUGAUGAUGGUUGAGUUUUCAGCUUUCGGUUUCCCCAAAGACGACCAAGGAUGUACUUGCUUAGUGAGUUAGCUUCUUUUUGUUAGUUUAAGAACUAAUCCUUUUUUUUUUCAAUUUGUUGCUUUUUCUAAUAUGUGGUUGGAAUUGAAUUGCGUAUUUUUAAUGAUGUUUCCAAAGUCUUC